AUGCACUGGGAGGGCUCGGAUCAGAAGAGAGCGGCGGGGAUCCUGGCGGCGGCGGGGGUCCUAGCGGCGGCGGUGCGCGAGGCGAAGCUGUGGUACGCCGACUCGUCGAUCAUCCGCGACCUGGACGGGUUCGAGCUCUGCUGCGGCAACGGCGGCAUCACGAGGAAGACUGGCCACUCCAGCGAGGACCUCACCACGCUGCCUGGCAUGGUGAUGGCUCUCUUCGGGGUCUUCCGCGUCAAGCCCAGAGGGGCCUUCUGGUCGUCGCCCGAGUGCAAGACGUGGCUCAACAUGUGCAUGGGGCACACGAGGCGCAGCAAGGGCGACCUGCUCGGCGACAUCAGCAGGACCGACGUCAAGGAGGCGAACCACAUUGCCCAUUUCCUGCGGGGAGGAAGCAUGCUCUUCCCGACCCUGCGGCUCUCGGCGGUGGACCCCGACUGCUACAAUUUCACUACCUACCUGGGGUGGUUCGGGGCCGAGAGCGUGAAACCGCUCACGCUCUUCACCAACGCGCCGCGCGACACGGUCGCGCAGUACCUGAAGUCGCCGGGCAGGAAGGCCGCGACGAUCAAGGUGCAGGAGGCAGCUGGCAAGAAGCUGUACAAGGUGGAGACCAGGCGGUCCACGGCUCCGCGGAAGAACGGCUGGAGGGCUGAGUGGGUCACUGGCGCUAAGCCCGAGCAGAAGGCGUCGGAACAAUAUCCUGCGGCCUUCUGUGAGAUGGUAGGGCGCCUGGUGCUCGAGCGGCGGUGGCAGGCUGGCCCGCCCGGCAGCUGGGCUGGCCCGCUCGGCAGCUGGGCGGGCCCGAUCAUGGGCCUGCUCUGCGGGCGAAGCAGCAACGGCAUGCGGCUCCACAGGAAGAUGCACGAGCUGCCCGGCCUUGACGAGCUCCUGCCGCCGGUGAACGACAAGUCCAGGUCCAAGUCGCUCUCGCCCUUCAGGUUCUUCGACCACUCGAAGACGCCGCAGCGCGAGAGGGGCGGCCACCAGCAGGACACCAGCCUGAACGAGUACCCGCUGCCGAUCGACCUCCUGACGGUCCUCACGGACCGGGAGGCCCCCGAGCCGCGGGCACCCUGCGCGGCCUUCGAGGAGGCCCCGCAGGGCGAGAACCCCGAGAAGCCGCUCCUGGCGGUGAAGGAGGCGGGCACGUCGCCCGGCCGCGAGAGCACGCUGCCGAGGCCCAGGAGCCUGAGGCGCAGCGGCCGCCGCAGCGUGUCGCGCAAGUCGAGGACCAGGCGGUGCAGCGCCUCCCUGCGCAACAUCCUGAGGACGGCCGGCGGCGAGCGCGGGGCGGCCGAGGCCUGGGAGGACGAGGCCCCAGCCCACGAGCGCACCGUGGGCGCGACCUCGUACAUGCCCGUGCUGGCGGCCGACGGCUUGGCGGCGGCGGGCCACCCGAGCCGCCCCGGCGGAGGCAGCUGGGACUGGCCCCUCUCCCGGCUCGACCAGAAGGCCCGGCUCCUCAUGAUCGACCGCGAGAUGCUGCUGCUGGAGCGGGAGGAGUUCCUGGAGCAGCUGCAGCGGGCCUCCGCCGCGGCGGCGGCGGCGCCCGUGGCUGGGAGCGCCUCCGGCGCCCCGCGGCGUUCGACGGGGUCCUCGCGCGCGCGGUCGCGGAGGAGCCCGAAGGAGAGCCCGCUGCUGGGCGGCGAGCUGCAGGCCAGCCCCGGCAAGGGCACCGUGCAGCACUCCCGGGCGGCGGUCGGCAUCGGCGGCGGGUGA
Molecule: messenger RNA, 1725 nt
Organism: Prorocentrum cordatum
Lineage: Eukaryota; Dinophyceae; Prorocentrales; Prorocentraceae
Source: the annotation of a GenBank genome assembly